AUGAGUGAAAAGAAAAGUUUAUUAAAAAAAUCAUGUUUAGAAGAUUUAAGUGCCGAAUUAUUAAUGUCAAUAUUUGAUUAUUUAACAUCUAUUGAAAUUUUAAUAUCAUUUUUUAAUUUAAACAAACGUUUUUGUUUAAUUAUUUAUUAUUAUCUUCAGUCAGGUUAUCGUUUAACACAAUUUCAUUUAAAUAAUACAAAUUAUUUAGCAUAUAAACUUUUUCAUAAGAAUAUUUUACCAAAUUUAAAAUCAACAAUAACAUCACUAGAACUAGGUAGUGAUUAUUAUUAUGGACAAAUUGAUUAUUUUCAUCAAUAUCAGUUAUUACGUCUUGAUUCACUUAAACUUCAUUUCAUUGAUCCAAAAAAUAUUACGGAAAUUCUUGAAAAAUUUCUUAAUUAUAAUCGUUUACAAUGGUUUGAUAAAAUAAAUUUAAUUAUGGAUGAAGAAAUAAUAGGAUGGAAUGAACAAAUACCUUUUUGUGUACAAAAUAUACCUGUUAGAGAGUUAAAAAUUACAGGUAAAGUUCCAUAUGUAUUCGCGCAACAUUUAAUGACCGGCUGUUAUUCAAUUACUCAUUUAACUAUUCAUUUAAAAUUUGAUCAUGAUCUUCUUCCUCUACUUUAUUAUUUACCAAAUCUAAUCGAAUGUAAUGUACAUGUCGAUGAUCGUGGUCGUGAUAUAUCUAAUAGUUUAACACUUCUUGAACCACUUCCUAAUUUAAAACAAUUCAAAUAUGAAGGACUUAUGCCAUCAUUCUAUUUACGACGAUUACUUCUUGAAAUUAAUAAACAUAUUGAACAUUUAUUUAUUUAUACUCAAGAUUAUCAAUGGCCAUUUCAUUCAACAGAAGCAUUUUCAUCGAAAUUCUUCGAUCUUCUCCAUGAUUUACGUACAUUUAAUUUUUACAUUCGUCUAAUUACUUCGGAAAGUUUUAAGAAUUUAACAACAGAUUUCAUCGAUACAAAAUAUUUAAUAAAAAAAAAUUUAUGUCAAAAUAUAGCAUAUGUUCUAUCAAACGAUAUAGGUCAAAUAUUUUCUUUACCAUAUGCAUUUAAACAUUUUGAAAUAUUUGAAAAAAAUUUUUUUAAUCAAAUUUAUUAUGCUGAAUAUGAAAAAGAAAAUAUUAACAUCAGUUAUUGGAAUAAUAUCAAACAUCUUACAUUACAUAUUAAUAUCUAUAAUUCAUUAUUACUUAAAUCAAUCAAAGAAACAUUUAUUAAACUGUAUUCAAUUAAUUAUCAAGUUCCAACUUUUAGUCUUACACCGCAAGAUAAUGAAUUACAUCAAUAUGAUGUUCAAUUUAAUAGUAUAAAGAAAUUAACCAUUCGUGAUAGUGUUAAACAUGGAUGUCAUAUUCCUCAACCACUUUUCCUACUUACAUCAAAUCUUGUUGAACUUGAUAUAGAUCAUUUCUAUUUAAUGCAAAUUAUAUCAAUUGUUAGUCAACAAACACAAUCUCGUAUUCUAUCCGCAUUUGCUCGACUUCGUCGUGUAACUGUUCGACAAUUUAAUGAACGUCUCACCGAACAUUUCUUCUCAUAUUUUUCUCAUAUUAAAAUCUUUGCUUUAAUAUUUGCAACAUAUCAAAUGCAAGUUUAUCGUACGAAUUUACCAUUUCUUAAUGAUCUUCUUAGUUCAAUACCAAAUUUAAUCAGUUUAAAAUUAGAACAUAUCAAAAGACCACAUGAAUAUCAUGCAUUUAUUGAAAUGAAAGAAAAUAUUGAAGGAAUAUUCUCGACAUAUUAUUCAAAAAAUAGUUACUGGUGUAAAUGGUAUGAUGAUCAGACACAAAAACAUAAUAAAUAUGCAACAUUUCUUUUUUCAACAUGA
This is a messenger RNA of Adineta steineri, 1833 nucleotides long. Lineage: Eukaryota; Metazoa; Rotifera; Eurotatoria; Adinetida; Adinetidae. The record is from the annotation of a GenBank genome assembly.